Messenger RNA from Nothobranchius furzeri (turquoise killifish), 5607 nucleotides. Its product is annotated as rho GTPase-activating protein 29. Gene Ontology annotation, biological process: activation of GTPase activity; signal transduction. Gene Ontology annotation, cellular component: cytoplasm. NCBI's taxonomy places the organism in Eukaryota, Metazoa, Chordata, Actinopteri, Cyprinodontiformes, Nothobranchiidae. Gene Ontology annotation, molecular function: GTPase activator activity. The record is from RefSeq and is a predicted model, not a curated record.
GACAGAUAUGCAGCCACAAAUAAUGCUUACGUGUCAUAUCUUUGUAGAUCUUCUUGUUGCGUCUCUAGACAAGGACAGAAUUGUGCGUCACACUUCCAGUUUUGGAAAGAGUCGUCCUGAAAGAAUAUUUCCCCAUUUUUACAAUUUUUGAGACGUUUUUCUAAAAGGAGACGUUUCAGUUAAGCACAAACCUAAAGGGAACCUCGGCUCAUAAGCUCAUCCCUCCCCAGCGGAGGCUUCAUGCCUGUAAUUUUCAUUCCACGUUUUCAACAUCGGAGGCCUUCUUUUCAGUCAAGCUCAUCCACUUUUCUCCAUUUCUCGUCUCUCCCUGUGCCGUGAGGGAUUUAGUCCUUCUGAUCACCUGCCCUGCCUCUGAGAUGACAUGCUCCCUAAGAAUGUGGUCCUGCCUUCUGUAGACUGUUUACGUGAUGCAUUGGCAGAGUUUAGCUUUAAGAAAACAAAGCAAAACUCCAGAUUAACCAAAAUGAAUUACCGGCUCAGUUAAGAACCAACUUUAAAACGACACAAAGUCACCUGAUAGAAGAACGAUGCAGCAAUAAGUGUCUCUGAUAGAAAAAACUUGGAAUGAACCUUCUUUUAAAUCAUCACACAAAGGGGACUGAUGUCACAACCAUGGGGGCAAGCAGAAUUUCAUCUCCUGAUAAAAGCUGUAAUUAAUAAGUCAGAUUAAAACAUUUGACUCUCCACAAGGGGGUGCCUUCCAUCAACUGACUGGCUUGAUGGACUGUCCCUCGUGGCCAGCGGGUAACUGAGUUGCAGGAAGAAGCGGAUGAAUCAGUGAGACAUCACAGAGGAAGACUCAAACCUUCAGAAGAUAACAGACCUCAUGCACCUCUUUCUGCCUCAGUCUCAGUCUUUGAAGGUUGGUCAUGACACCUGGGGCAUUUGCACUGCUGCCAGAAAAGCUUCUCCUCCAAACACAUGGUUGUCCAACUAGUUUUAGAUGGCACACUAUUCACUCGAGCCAUUUCCUGCUAUUGUUUUUAUGUUUUAUUCUGAAAUUUUCACAUUUGAUCCAAAUUGUUCCAAACGUGUUAAGGUCAGGAUCAAAAGUUUCACUCUGGAUAGAAGCAGCAUGUGUUGCUUUCUCUCAGUCUGUGCCACCUGGCCUGGAAAAGUCAAGUUAUUUAUAUAUAUAUAUAUUUUUUGCAGGGUCACAUUUUGACCAAGUACUUGUUGUCAACUUCUCUUCGUGCAAAGCUGCAGGGCAUUGCAGUAACAACGUUAACUUCCUCAUUUAGAUAUAUUUUAUGCUGCAUUCCUUUUCCUUGCACACGUAGCCUGUUUUAGGGGUUAUGGGAUGAUUUUAUUUAUUAAUCAUCACAGUCAUGAGAAAACAAUAGGUCAUAUACUUAAAUGAUGCAGUUUCCAAAUUUCAGCCAUGGCUGAGGAGGGAGGGGAGUUGCUGAGCGCUAGAAUCAUUGUUAGAGACCCACAGGAUGUCCUGAGGAAGAAGUCAGAACCGAGUUGUACGCACGCAUUCAGAGAUAGGGAGGUGCGCUACAGGGAGGCUCGCACCGCACCUCCUCUCUUCUGGUGUCUCCCUGGAACGCACUGUCCUUCUCACCCAGGAUGCCACGCCAUCAUCCUCUCAGGACUUGAUUAACCCCUCGUCCACCUCUGACAUGGAUUAAAGUUACUCUCAUGAAGAGAAAAUGGAGCAGAAAAAAGCCACAAAACACUCCGGAAGCUGGAACUGUUUAAGUUCCCAGUUUCUGUUCCAUCAUGCUUCAGAUUUCUGGUCGUUUUUGUAGAUCAAAAGGCCAGGUGGAGGCGGCGGAGAGGCAUUAACUUCAAGGAAGUGAACCCAGAAAACAAACAAGCUAAAUUCGGCGAGAUACACACGUCUAUUGACAUUUUGGCAUUCACGUUUGGCAAUGUAGUUUCUGACUUCCUUAUGGGAGAUGUGGACAGCAGCUCAGGGUUGGGGAUCCCCCAGACCAGGAGAAGCAGGUCCUUUGACAACCUCUCUGUGGAUCCUGAGGGCUACGUUCUAGACGGGAGUCGUCUUGUGGAGCCUGAGCUGUCACGGUCAAGAGAGGAGGAAGUAGACCUAACCCUGCUGAAGAAUGACAGUGGGGUGGAGUCGGCUCUACUCUAUGCUAAGGCAUGGUCCAAAUACAUCAAAGACCUUCUGGGAUGGAUGGAAAAACGAGCAGCCAUGGAUAUCGACUAUGCUAAAAGCUAUACCAAAAUGGCCGAGACGGCGAAGACACUGGCCAGCCAACAGGACUACAUGCCAUUCAGUGACGUCUACGUCUCCACGUUCAAGAGGGACAUCGAUUAUAACCAGCUGCUCAUUCACACUGCAGUGGCUCUUCAAACAAAUAAAUUUAUGCAGCCUCUUCUGGCUCGCAAGAAUGAACUGGACAAGCUGAGGAAGGACAUGAAGGAGCAGUGGCAAAGAGAACAGAAGAAAAUGCAAGAGGCUGACACGACCCUGCGUAAGGCUCGAGCGCUGAACACCCAGAGAAGAGAGGAGUACCAAAGGGCCCACUCCUCCAAAAACCGCUCCAUGGAGGAACAGCCCAUCGCCGGGAACAAGCAGAUGGAGAAGAAGAGGAAACUCGAGGAGGAGGCUCUGCAGAAGGCUGAGGAGGCCCAGGACCAGUACCAGAGCUGCGUGGCCGACACAGACGUCAGGAAAAUGGAUCUGGCCAACGUGAAGAGGACAAUCCUCACACAGAUCCGAGAGAUGGUCUUCCAGUGUGACCUCACACUCAAAGCUGUGACGGUGAACUGGUUUCAGAUGCAGCAGGCUCAAACCUUGGCUCUCCCUGACCACUUCCAGGCGCUGAGUGAGAGCACCAAAUUGUACGAACCAGGAGGAUGCUACGCUAAGUUCGUCCAAAACCUGCCCAGAAAUCUGCCUGUAGAGCACCUCCGCUCCCACUCCAGCUCUGACUUUUCCAGGUUUGUGCUCAGUAAAAAGUCCCAGGGCAGUGCCUACUCCUCCCACGGCAACCUGUCUCAGGCCUCCGCUACCUCCUGUGACGUUCCAAGUGGAGACGAUGUGGACCGGCCCGCAAAAAUCGGUGAAAGAAGGUCCAACAGCAGUGUGGAUAUAACAGCAGCCCUGAGGAGCCAGGGCCCGCUGAGAGCCUGGGCCUCCAGCAGCCAGGGCAGUCAGGGCGGGAUGUGCAGUGAUUCAGAGAGCGCCGGAGGCAGCAGUGAAUCCAGGUCCAUGGACUCUCCCACAGCCAGCCCCGGUGACUUUAAGCGCCGACUGCCCAGAACACCUUCCACCGGGACGAUGUCCUCAGCCGACGAUCUGGAUGAGAGGGAGCCUCUUUCUCCAUUAGACAACGGUCUGACAGAGAUGGUGAUCGAGACGGCGAGCUCUCCCGGUCCGUUCAGAAACACGCAAUUGUCAAAGGCGGCUCAGACCCACAAGCUGCGGAAGCUGCGAGCUCCUUCGAAGUGCAGAGAGUGUGACAGUCUGGUUGUGUUCCACGGGGCUGAGUGUGAAGAGUGCACCUUGGCUUGCCAUAAGAAGUGUCUGGAGACUCUGGCUAUCCAGUGUGGUCACAAAAAGCUCCAAGGCCGGCUGCAGCUGUUUGGCAUCGACUUUGCCCAAGCAGCAAAAAACAGCCCUGAUGGGAUUCCUUUUAUAAUCAAAAAGUGCACAUCUGAAAUUGAGAGUCGAGCCCUCAACAUCAAGGGUAUUUAUCGUGUGAAUGGUGCCAAAUUACGUGUCGAGAAGCUUUGCCAGGCAUUUGAAAACGGGAAGGACUUGGUGGAACUGUCCGAUCUCUCACCUCAUGACAUCAGCAACGUCCUCAAACUCUACCUGCGACAGCUACCAGAGCCACUGAUCACAUUUCGAUUCUACAACAACUUUAUUGGCUUAGCCAAAGAGUGCCAGAGGGUGGUAGUGGAGGAGGCUGUCAAACAUCAGGGCACCCAGACGAAAGAGAAAACCAGCCCAAGCAUCCAGAUGAGCACAGUCCUGUCGAAGAUCAGAGAGCUGCUCCACCAGCUGCCCGCAGCCAACUACAGGACUCUGAGACACAUCAUCGCUCAUCUCAACAGAGUGACCGAACAGGCCGAGGAGAACAAAAUGACCGCCAGCAACCUAGGCAUCAUCUUCGGCCCGACGAUGGUGAAACCACGGCAGAUAGAUGCUGAGGUGUCCUUGUCUUCGCUGGUGGACUACCCUUACCAGGUACUGAUGGUUGAGCAGCUGGUGCGACACUUCCACACCAUCUUCGACGAUGGUUCCAACAUGGCCACCAGCGGCCACGCGUCUCCCAGACUGACCCCCCAGGAGAAGGUGCAGCAGCUCGGCAGACAUUCUGCCUCUCUGACAGACAUCAAAGAGAGUUCCAAAGCAUACAAAAGAUUCUCAUCGGUUAUCCCAUCAUCACACAUCCUGAGUGAGGUGCAGGAGGUCCGGCCUGGGAGGGACACAACGGAGCCCUCUACCUCGGAGAAACUCAACGGGGUGCAGGCUCCUGGUGCAGAAGGUCAAAGGUCGACAUCGAACAUCCCAACCAUUGAUACAGAACCAAAGGUCCAAAUGCGCAAUCAGCGUGGUCGACAGUGUUCCAGACCGAUCAGCAUGCCGCUGGAACGCCUGCCCGCCCCGGCUCAGAUCAGCGAGAGGAAUAACCGAAACGCGUCUGAUAAAGCUGAUGGAGGUUUUCCUCAGCGGGAGACUGAAACCAUACAGGAGAUGCCUGAGCCCGAGCGGGCUCGCCAGACUGGCUCAUCUAGAAUAAGCACCUAUUACAUCACUCCUUUUAUCGACACCCAGGCAAUGCAGAGGAGGACGUGGGACAAGAAGUACAAGCACUAUCACGUGACACCCCGGACUGCCAUGAUAGUAGCCAACCUGCCGCCCGUCAACGCUGGACUGCAGCCUGUGAAGGCCACAGUGCCCGCAUUCCCAGCUGUGACCACCACCCCUGUGGUUCCCACCACCAGCAGUGUCACCACCAUGUUCUCCAACAACACAAUGUCCCUGAAGCCCGUCAGGACUUCCAAACGGGAAAAAGACACAGAAAGUUCAGAGGACGAGUCUGGCAACUCACCAAAGCUCCCACUAACUCUCAGGCCCCCACGGACACUCCACCCCUCUCCUGAAACGUUCUACAGACCUCCACUUUCCAGUAACAGCAAAGCUUGGUCACUUCCAACCAGGACUACCACUACAGCCACCACCUCGCCCCCCUCCCCCACCACCCUAUUGCGCUCCCUGUCUCCCACCAACCCCACACAAGCUCUACACCAGACACAGGACUCCACAGACAGCGCUAUUGACCCCGGGGUCUUGACCUCCACUACCAUUUCACCCUCGCAGUCUCCACCACCCAGCAGCCCCGACGACCUCAGCCCCACUGAGGUUAAACCCAGACUGCGAUCUCGGCCGCUGCAGGACCACGAGCAGAGAGAAGCUCAUUUUGUCUGACAAACAGAAAAUAUCUGUAAAUAUAAAUAAAUCUUUACAAACUUUUAUCAUCUAGAAGAGCGGAGAGACUGGAGGCCUGUGAAACCAUCAUAGUGUUCUAAUGUUCUGUUUUACAGGGUGAGCCGUCAUGGUGAAAAAAUGUUCUAUGAAAUAUUUUUAUAAAAGAGAAAACUGAA